Messenger RNA from Elaeis guineensis (African oil palm), 1697 nucleotides. Its product is annotated as peroxidase 21. Gene Ontology annotation, biological process: hydrogen peroxide catabolic process; response to oxidative stress. Gene Ontology annotation, molecular function: heme binding; peroxidase activity. The record is from RefSeq and is a predicted model, not a curated record. Lineage: Eukaryota; Viridiplantae; Streptophyta; Magnoliopsida; Arecales; Arecaceae.
CAUGGCCAUAUGUGUGCAAUUUUGUUCUCAAAUCAAUUAUUUCUUUCUAAUGAAGCAUAAUAGCUUUUAAAAUUUAGAUUAAGGUUGUCUUCCCUUCACAAAUGCUUGUCGCCCUGCAAUUAAGUGGACCACAGGGGUGAGGUAGAAUCUGGCAUCUCUCUCUCUCUCUCUCAUGGAUGUUGGCCUAAUUUAGUAGGACAUGCCACAAGAUAAAGCCAGAAGGAAGGAAAUAUAAAAGGACUUUAAAAUGUAUGGAUGUUGGCCUAAUUUAGCAGGAUGCACUACAAAAUAAGCCAGAAGAAAGAAAAUAUAAAAGGACUUCAAAACGUCAAUAGUGGAGAGGAGUUGCUUUCAUCUCCCACUCCUAUCCGGAAGAUUGGGUAUGUUGAAACUUGAAAGAGAAGGGUGUCGGACAAAUUCCUAUUAAUUAAGUCUACAUAUUACUUAGUCCUUCCUAUAAGAGGGUAGAAACUGGCUGAGGCUCAUUCAAUCCCCUCAAGAACCCGGCAUGGCCUUCAGACGAGGGCUUGCUACUCUCCUCCUAGUUUCCUUCCUGUUCGGCUUCCUCUCCAGCUUUGAGGAGGGUGAUCUGAGCCUAAACUACUACUCAGAGAGCUGUCCCAGAGCUGAGGACAUAGUGAAGGAAGAGGUGGCGAAGCUGUACCACAAACAUGGCAACACUGCUGUCUCUUGGGUUAGAAAUCUCUUCCAUGAUUGCAUGGUCAAGUCCUGUGAUGCCUCGCUUCUAUUGAAGACAACCAACUCAAUAAUAUCAGAGCAGACCUCCCAGCGGAGUUUCGGCAUGAGAAACUUCAAGUACAUCACAACGAUCAAGGACGCACUCGAGAGGGAGUGCCCUAAGACGGUCUCAUGUGCUGAUAUCGUUGCUCUCUCUGCAAGAGAAGGUGUUCUUUGGCUUGGAGGCCCAUACAUUCCCAUGAAAACUGGAAGAAGAGAUAGCAAGGAAAGCCACGUAGAUAUGGUGGAGAACUCCAUUCCUAAUCACAAUGAAUCCAUCUCUCUGGUUCUCUCACGAUUCCAGUCAGUAGGAAUCGAUACAGAGGGUACAGUCGCUCUCUUAGGAGCUCAUUCAGUCGGCCGAGUUCAUUGUGUGAACCUUGUUGGUAGGCUCUAUCCCACCAUUGAUCCCACAAUAGAUCCUGCAUGUGGUGAAUACCUUCGAGGCCGGUGUCCCACACCAAACCCUGACCCAAACGAGGUAUCAUACUCGAGGAAUGACCGAGAGACACCGAUGGUCAUUGACAACAUGUACUACCAGAACUUGUUGAAGAACAGGGGGCUGUUACUGGUAGAUCAGCAGCUCACUUCUGAUCCUACCACCUCUCCAUUUGUGGAAUUGAUGGCAGCUAAUAACAGCUACUUCCAUGAACGGUUUGCGAGUGCUCUUCUCUUGCUAUCAGAGAACAAUCCACUGACCAUAGAUCAAGGUGAGAUAAGAAAAGACUGCAGGUUUGUCAAUGCUGAUUAAUGGGAGGCGUUGCAAACCGCCCCCAAACCUGUUGCCUCUACGUUUUUUAAGGACGGUGUGAUCACUUGUAUUUUGACAACUAAAUAGGUUGAGCGUGGGCAUAAAAAGACCAGCCAACAAGACGUGCAUUACCUCCAAACAACUUAUUUCGAUGUUAUGAAAAUAAAAAUGCAGUGCAUUGUUGUAGAAUAAAAUACCCAUACAGAAA